GCUGCACUUGUGCGUAAGGAUCUUCGUAACUUGAUCCCAUCAGCGCUCCCAAACUCCCGGAUGUUAGAGGUCACCUGAGGUCAGUCCUCACUACUUCCGUACAUGCGCAGUGAGGACAACCAACAUGGCUGCCGGAUCGAACCAAAAUACACCUGCCGGCGGACUUGUUGAUGUUUUCUUUAUUUUCCCGGCGUUGUGAACACUUUUCUGCAGUGAUUUAGACCCUCAGCGGGGCCCACAGUGGUUUGUGUGUGUGUGAUGUGCGUCAGCGGCGUCCGCUGUGGCGUGACCUUCCGACGUCUGCGUCAACAUGGAGAUGACCAAUGGCUGCCAUGUGGGCCUGACCACCAGCGAAGGUCUGGACAUCCUCCAUACUGACAUCUCACGGCUACUGAGGGAGGUGGAUGGGAGGUACACAGGAAAGAACAGUUGGGCGCCACACUGGCCAUUUCACCACCGGAACGUGCGUUCCUCGUUGCCAUGGACAACCGUCGCCAUCUGGGUGCUUCAGGGCACGGCACUGUUCGUGGCCUACGGGAUGGUGGCACAGGACAUGGACAGGAGAGACAGCCUCGUUGUGGAGGCCUUUGUUGUUCUGCUGGUUGCCAUGGUGAGCUGCUACCUGACGGGAUGGGACGGGAAAGUGCACCAGGAGGAGAUGAUCAACAAGGUCAAGGUCGCUCUCAAGAAACUUGAAGGUUGUAUCCAGUCCUGUAAUGACCUAGGUUGGCCAGAGCAACAGUACCCUGACCUGUACAUGCCCUCCUGUCCGGCCAUCACAGCCAUCUGGACGUACCGCGACGGUCAGCAGGUCAACCUCCCGGGCGCGCUGCUGGUCCGAGGUGACAUCAUCGCCCUCCGGCCAGGACAGACCACGCCCGUGCGAUGUCGUCAGCUCCAGGGUGAUGGCUCUCUGGAGCUCCAGCCGGGUGACACCUACAGCCCCCCUGUCCCAGACUCCCAGGAACCCCCCUCCUCUCCCAGGGGGGUAACCCCCCUCAGAACCUGCAGGUUCCUCGUCACACAGACUGCCUUCACCGACAACAUCAGAAUGUGUCUGGAGAACUGCCAUAGGAGACCCGUGAGUGUACAGGACAGAGAGAGACAUGACGUCCACAGGCUGGUGGAGUGGCGACUGCUGCCUCUCAUACUGGUGCUAGUCCUCCUGGUGAACCUGCUGAGAUAUUUCCUCCUGAGAGACGACGUCGGCCACUGGGCUGAGAUGCUGCUGGCCCUGCCUGUGUAUGCCUCCCUGCCGUUACUCCCUCCCCUGUUCCCCUGGCUGGGGUUGAUAAUGUACAUGUAUAUCCCCACCCCAGGUGUAUGCCACCCUGCCGUUACUACCUCCCCUGUUCCCAUGGCUGGGGUUGAUAAUGUACAUGUAUAUCCCCACCCCAGGUGUAUGCCUCCCUGCCGUUACUCCCUCCCCUGUUCCCCUGUGUAUGCCACCCUGCCGUUACUCCCUCCCCUGUUCCCAUGGCUGUGGCUGGGACUGAACACCUACGGGACGGCCAGGGUUCUUGCUCUGAUGCAGGCCGGCAAAACUCAGCAGAGCCUGCCUGUCCAGUGGAGGUCGGUCAGGGUCCUGAUGUGGGAGGUUCUGACAGGCAGGACGGAAAGUCUACCGCGGACAGCUAACAUCCUUCACACUCUAGGCAGUGUCACUGCCCUUUGUUGUGUAGACAAGAGAGGCGUCCUGUCCUGUCCCAACGCCUCUCCUGAGAAAGUCUUCUUCCUCACAUCACUAGAGGAUGAUGGGACCAGAACAGAGGAUGAUGGGAUGGGGUCAGAGGUCAGCAGCGAGACCGACUCUAAAAGUAACAACCUGCCAGAACACGACGUCAACGGAAGUAGAGAGGACGUGAAAAUAGAUUUCGAGACAGAGCAUGUUUCGUUCAAAUCCAACACAGAACUCUUGCAAAGAGACAAAAAUGUGGAAAACAAGGAAAUGCACAUAUCUUCAAAGAAAGCAAACUCAAACACACCAACAAGAUCACAAAGUCAAGAAAUGCUGCAAAGGGAGCCAGCGGUGGAUUCGAAAGCAGUUUUGCCGGAGUCGUUUUCCUCGGAGGAGUUUUUUGAGUGCCAUGCAGAAGUGUUGGACAUCACGGCGGACCCACACAGCUCGUCAGGGAUUCAGUUUGAUGAUACCAGAUGGGAGAGGCACCUCAACUCACUUAAACCUCUGGGUUUGAACAUCUUGUUGAACAUCUGUAACCCUCUUGCCGUGGAGAGGAACGCCAGCUUCAUGGACCAUCUUAACUGUGUGUCUAAAGACAUGGGGGGCAGGGCCAUCCUCAGGUAUAGGAGAUGCUUAUGUCAGCUGGUGCACCAGAUCGGGUUCUCAGACAAAGUGCUGGAGCUGUUUAAGCUGAGGACACAGGUGGCUGCGUACCGGGGCCUGGGGACCGGGCUAGGCCAGGACCAGCUGGGCAGGAGGAGCUCCUUCCUCAGGAACAAGCUGCCGCUCCCAAAUAUGGUGUCUGUGGUCACCAAGGACUAUACCACAGGAAAAAAUGUUAGACAUCCAGGUAAUAAGAUACGUCAAAAAGUAGUUACUGAAGCAACUAAGCCGCAGGUGGCUGCGCACCGGGGCCUGGGUACCGGGCUAGGCCAGGACCAGCUGGCCAGGAGGAGCUCCUUCCUCAGGAACAAGCUGCCGCUCCCAAAUAUGGUGUCUGUGGUCACCAAGGACUAUACCACAGGCAUGCUCCAGCUGCUGACACACGGAACAGCAGACAUCGUACUGGACAGCUGCACGGACUUCUGGGACGGCAUUGACCUCUGCCCUCUGACGGACAAAGAUCGGAAGAAAAUCCUGGACUUCUACCACCGCAUGAGCCUGUCAGCCUACUGUUCAGCCUUCGCCUACAGACCGAUGGAGAAGGAUGAGGUUGCCCCCAUCCCAUUGGACGAGCAGAAACCAAUCAGAGCGCAGCCUGUAUCCAGACAUCUGGGCGAUGUUUUCUAUGAGCUGCCUGUGAAGGAACCGGAUGAGCCCAGGGAAGUCGCCACACCUGUGUCUGAUACAAGACCAGAGGACGUGUCGUCCCCUGUACAGACGGACCCCGGCAGGACCCUGGGAGACUCUGACCUGUCCCUCAACUCUCAUGGCAAGGGCAGGACUAUCAGGAGGGAACAGGACUGGUUCAGUGCCCAGAGCAGACAAGUGUUUAUAGGAAUGGUGUCGGCACAAUAUCAGGCCAAAAUGGAUGUUGUCCACAUGAUCGAGGACCUAGACACUGCCUGUAUCAGGUUUGUGCACUUCUCAGCAGAGGAUGAGCUCAGAAGCAGGAUCUUCUCGGAGAAGAUGGGUCUGGAGGCAGGCUGGAACUGCCACAUCUCUCUCCUGUCCAAUCCGGAGGACCGCUCGCGGCACAGCUCAGGGCCAGAGGGAGACAGAUCCCGCCACAGCUCCGGAGAAACAGACGCUCCUGCUCGGAGAAGCAGACUCCACCUCCUGGGCAGCCAGGCGGAGGAGAGAGUGCCAAUUUUAGAACAUUCGCAGGUGACGUUCAGAGACGAAGUCUCAGAGCACCUCCUACCAGAAUCCCCAGAACACAACGUCUUAGACAUACAGAGAGAUCCGGGCAAACACUUAGACCUGCCAGGUCAAGACACACACUUCUCAGGAAACCAGGGUUCGGCAGAGGUCACGCGACAGUGCAGCUACGAGAGCCAGAACUACAGAUACGGCGGAGAGUUCGGGUUGCAGGACAACGUCCUAAUAAGGGAUGAUCGUCAUGACGACAUCAUCUCCAUGGAGACGGACGUGACGAGUCACCAUAGUGACGUCUUUGACAUGACAAAUAGGGCCAAACUCCCGCGAGGUAUAGACAACAUCAGACCCCACCUGGAGAACGUGGACAACGUCCCUCUGCUGGUGCCGCUCUUCACAGAUGCAACUCCUCAAGCUACCAAAGAGAUGCUGAAGAUCAUGCAAGAGUAUGGGGAGGUGGUGUGCUGCGUGGGGAGCUCAACCAACAUUCAGAACACUGGGGUCUUUCUGCAGGCAGACGUCAGUGUUGCAGUAGAGCCAGGGUACCCCCAGUUGUGCAUGAGGCACGGUGCCUCCGCGGUGUCCCAGUGCUGGGAGAAGGGUUCCUCACCAUGUGCUCUAAGCUGUGUCCUCAACACCCUGCCCUGUUCGGUAGUGUUUGACAAGGAACACAACUAUACGAGUGUGCUGCUGCAGAUGAUACAGGAGGCCCGACACUUGGUGCUGUGCAUCAAGAACUGUCUGCUGUUCCUGCUGGGCUGUCAGCUGUCAAUCAGCCUGGUGCAGGUUCUGUCUGCGGUCGUUCUCCUCCCCCCACCACUGAGCGGCGGCCAUGUUCUCUGGCUCUCGUGUCUCGUUGUGCCGGCUCUCAGCGCAUCGCUGGUCGCCAAGGAGGUCGACAAGACAGUCAUGACGCUCGCGCCGGGAAAGAACCAGAACCACCUGCCAGUGGAGUCCUUGCUGCAGUUCACGCUCCACUAUGCGGGAAGGUUCGUCCCGUCGCUCGGCGUGUGUCUCCUGUGUUUCGCCUUCGUUCUUCACGCCGUCUGCUCGAAGGUGUCCCCAUCGCAGGCCUGUCAUCCAGUGUUCGGGAACAGGAACCUGACCCUGUCGUGGAAUGAUUACGAGGGUGAUAGUUCCACAGGGCUGGUCCUGGCACAGGAGUUCUGCUGCUUCCUCCUGGUCCUGUAUUUUGGUGUGACAUCGAUGAGCUACGUACACAGGUCCCACCCCAUGUGGAGAAGACUGCCCUUCACCAACAGAGUCUGGCUGGUCUGUGUUCUUGUUAUUCUCAUGCUGCAGGUCAUCUACUUUGCCGUCGCCAUGGCGAUAUCCUCAGCCAACCACAGGGUGCAGUUCUCCCUGGGUGAUGUUCCGCUGUCGGCAUGGUUACUGGGGUUACUCUGGGUCGUUGCCCUGGUGAUCUGUAACGAGCUGGUUAAGCUGCAUGAAACCAGACUCUCUGUACGGUAUCAGAAGAGAGCAAAGCUGCAGUUCGGGACCAAACUUGGAAUGAACUCCCCCUUCUGAGCCAGCCAAUGGACUCUCCCUGCUGAGCCGGCCAAUCAGAGUGCAUAUCAGGAACCUCAGGGCUAUACCACUCAAUCUGACAUGUGGAAGGGGAAUGGGAUUUUACACCCGUAGGACAAGAUGAGGCUCUUCGGCAAAUGAAAGUCAAUGACCUGAUGUUUUUAAGAAAUGUCGACAAACGUUGUGGAAAAAAAAGCUUUAAAAAAAUGGUAAUACCAAACAGUGAAAAGAGGCCCAGUAACAACUGCACUAUUUUUAUUCUUUGUCGGAGAAACUUAAUAUCAACUCUGGAGUAUGAACAUGUAUAAGACAAGUGCAAGUUCAUUCAGAACAGGUAGGAAAUGUAGGGAAAGAAAGUUAAGCUGACAAACGUGUGUAUUUGAAAAGUUUACCAACUUUGCUGCUUGUUAACUAAACAGAAUAUUGUAGACUGGAGCUUUUAAAUCAGUCAUGAAGUUAUAAAAUGAAGAUAACAAACUAGCUGUGUACUAUGAAAAAUGUAAAAUGUAAAACAGAAGUUAUUCAAAUGUGCUAAUGCUAUCUUCAUAUCAAAUAGCAGUAUUUUUUCAGUAAUUACAACAAAGUAUUAAAUGUGUAGAAUGAACAUUUAAUUGUAAAUGUUGUUCAAUACCAAUGUAUAGUCUAUAUUUGAUUGACUUUAAAUCGUAUCAAAGAAAGUAUAAACUUAAUCUGAAUGUGCCAGCAAAUAGAAGUAUGUGCAAGGACUUAGCUUUAGUAAAAUCACCCAAGACAAUGUCAGUACCUGUUUUCUGAUGUUUUAUUUUGAGUAUCUUCUUAAGACAGUGGUAACAAAGGCCAACAUUUUAUUAGCCAAAGUAAACAAAAAUUGUUAUGUGCUGCAACAUACAUCUAUGUGUUGCAAGAUACACAACAUGUAGAAUCUGAUGUUUUCCGUCAGCUUUCCUUACCCCUACUUCUGUUGGGUCAGUAAUACUUCAAUGUCAGUGAAUUGAGCAUGUUUCAAUCAUGACAUUUUUGGCUUCGUAAGACAAUGGUCUUUCAGGCCGAUUGAUGUAGCCUUGAAGUGACCUUGUGUUCUUGUGGUCUUGCCAUGUAGUGACCAUUGGCUAUAGAUCAGUCAAAUCCUCCUAAAGUGGUCUUUAAACUCCAUGUGGCCACAAGACUUUGUUGAUAGAUUUUCGGGGGGGGGGGCGGGGUUGUUGCUGUACAGUUUUCACUGAGUCUAUGACCAAACCAACUGUCAACAGGGAUCUAUGCCAACAUUUCCCAUCGCAAGGCAGCAUUUUGCUGUCCUAAAUCUAAAGUCAUAAAGAUCCCACCGAAAUACAGAAAAUAUCUUUGAAAUGCAUGAUAGUAACAAAGGAUCAAAUUCUGGCAGGAAAGAGACAUUGAUUGAUAUUUGAUCCCGAUUUCAAAGAAAUGAUACACAAAGUACAAUAUCCGUAAUGUGCAGACUAGCUUCAUUCUGUCACAUUCUUGCAUUUUCUUGAGACUAUUUAUUUUGUCACCUUGUUUUUUGGACGUAUUGAUUAUGAGUAUUCUUAUCAAGCGUAAGCAGUGCUAAUUUAGUUUUUUGAGGACGUUUUGUAGAAUGAUGGCCGGAGCAGCAAUGUAUAGUCCUGUCCUGCGCAUUUCUAUACUUUGUAUCUGAAUGUUUCACAAUACCUACAGGACAAAUCUGAGGAUUAAAAUGACCAUAACAUGA
Messenger RNA from Branchiostoma floridae (Florida lancelet), 6716 nucleotides. RefSeq names its product transmembrane protein 94-like. The transcript has 37 exons. Gene Ontology annotation, molecular function: nucleotide binding. Lineage: Eukaryota; Metazoa; Chordata; Leptocardii; Amphioxiformes; Branchiostomatidae. The record is from RefSeq and is a predicted model, not a curated record. Bases 311 to 5029 code for a protein of 1572 amino acids.